Messenger RNA from Etheostoma spectabile (orangethroat darter), 2303 nucleotides. It is a transcript of the gene dcaf8, whose product is annotated as DDB1 and CUL4 associated factor 8. NCBI's taxonomy places the organism in Eukaryota, Metazoa, Chordata, Actinopteri, Perciformes, Percidae. The transcript is spliced from 13 exons. Gene Ontology annotation, cellular component: cytoplasm; Cul4-RING E3 ubiquitin ligase complex. The record is from RefSeq and is a predicted model, not a curated record. Gene Ontology annotation, molecular function: protein binding. Bases 317 to 2158 code for a protein of 613 amino acids.
GUUGCUUGCUCGUUUUUUUGACAACCAGCUUUUUGGUUGUUUAGCAGGACUGACAUUAGUAUUUAGUUUUUGACUUAGCCUCGCGCAGGCUUGUUAGCAUUUGUUUGUCGAGCACUGCAGAGGACAUUGCACAGUUAAGCACCACAAAGCAAAAAAUGGCAUUACUCAGGCCUCUCAGCCAGCUAACGUCACCAAGCGAGUUAGUUUAUCGUUACAUGCAGUGGUAGGUAAGUUGUAAAAUUAGCCUGGCUGUAAAUUUGGAAGCUACAGAGCUAAAAGCUUCUCCUUCGAGUCGACGCAGGACAAAGGAGACAGAAUGGCUGAGGCUGACGACAAAUCCACUGCGCUUAAUGGUGGCUCUGAAGAUAAAGAACCAGGAGAAUAUGAACACAAGGAGGCAGAUGCCUCUGGAAGCAAAGAGGGACAAUCCCAGUCUUCUUGUCAAGAUGCUCCCAAAGAAACAGGAGAGGCAUCUAGAGACAAGCCUACGCCAGACGUGGAAGGAGAGAUGGGGCCAAACAGAGAUGAAGAGGAGGAAGAAGACACAGACAGCAUGGAUGGCAGUGGUCUCUACUCCCUGACUGAGGAUGGUGAGAGAGAGAGCGAUGUAGGCAGACGGGAGAGAGCAAAGGAUAAAGAUGGUGGGAAAAGGGCAGCCAGAAAGAGGAAUAGACCUGGCGGCGGCACCAAUAACUCCACCAGCUCAGAUGAGGAUGAUGAUGAGGACGAGGAAGAAGAAGAAGAACAGAAAGAUGAUGAAGAUGAUGAUGAGGCUAUGGAGGCGUGGCUUGGAGCAGAGCUCCGUGACCUGCAUGGCCCUAUAUGGCGGGCAAUUCCCUCACUGCGCUCCCGGGAGAUUGGCAGGAACUCACACCAGUUUGUAAGGCGUGUGUGUGGAGCCCGUGGUCUUGUGCAGAGGCUUGAGCUCCAGGGCCGACUGGAGAGGCACACGGGCUGUGUCAACACGUUGCACUUCAACCCCUCGGGCACACGCCUGGCUUCAGGCAGCGAUGACCUGCGAGUGGUGAUCUGGGACUGGGCUGUGCGUCGUGCUGAGUUGGAGUUUGACAGUGGCCACAAGAGCAAUGUCUUUCAGGCAAAGUUCCUGCCUCACAGUGGAGACUCCACCUUGGCCAUGUGUGCUCGAGAUGGUCAGAUCAGAGUGGCUGAGCUCUCUGCCACACAGCGCUGCAAGAACACCAAGCGGGUAGCACAGCAUAAAGGGGCAGCACACAAGCUGGCCCUAGAGCCAGAUUCCCCCUGCUCUUUUCUGUCUGCUGGAGAGGAUGCUGUGGUGUUUGGUAUUGACCUGCGUCUAGACCGUCCCGCCAAUAAACUGGUGGUUGUAAAGGAGGGUGAUAAAAAAGUGGGGUUGUACACCAUCUUUGUCAACCCAGCAAAGACACAACACUUUGCUGUGGGCGGAAGAGAUCAGUAUGUGAGGAUCUAUGACCAGAGGAAGAUCAAUGAGAAUGAUAACAAUGGUGUCUUGAAAAAGUUUUGUCCUUCACAUCUGGUAUCCAGUGAGUCCAAAACCAACAUAACCUGCCUUGUGUAUAGUCAUGAUGGCACAGAGCUCCUGGCAAGUUACAAUGAUGAGGACAUCUACCUUUUUGACUCCAAUCACAGUGAUGGGGCUGACUAUCGCAGGAGAUACAAGGGACACCGCAAUAAUGCUACAGUGAAGGGGGUGAACUUCUAUGGGCCAUGCAGUGAGUUUGUGGUCAGUGGCAGUGACUGCGGACACAUCUACCUGUGGGACAAGAACUCUGCUCGCAUAGUCCAGUUUAUGGAGGGAGACAGGGGAGGAGUGGUGAACUGUUUGGAGCCACAUCCCCAUCUGCCAGGUAUUGCCACCAGUGGGCUAGACCACGACAUCAAACUAUGGGCCCCUACAGCUGAAAGCCCCACAGGACUCAAAGGUCUCAAAGAGGUGAUGAAGAAAAACAAGCGGGAGCGCGAUGAGGACAGCGUGCGCCACGGUGACCAGUACGACACCCAGCUGCUGUGGUUCCUGAUGAGACACAUGAGGAACAGACGUCCACCGAGGGCCCGCCGUGAGGGUGCAGACGCAGACACAGAUGAGUCCUGGAGCUCUCCAGAUUCCUCUGAUGAAGAGGAAGGAGGUCCAGACCACGUCCAGUGCAUGUCCUCCUGAGCCACACAUGCAUACAUAUACAAAUAUAUAUAUACACACACACACACACACACACACACUUUGUUGCCCUUGCAUUGAUGCACAUCGGCAAGCACUAUUGACACACUGGGACACUCAAAUACAGAUACAUUUUUUUACACACAUA